Asterias rubens (European starfish) is the source of this 1053-nucleotide messenger RNA. RefSeq lists its product as uncharacterized. The transcript has 3 exons. The record is from RefSeq and is a predicted model, not a curated record. NCBI's taxonomy places the organism in Eukaryota, Metazoa, Echinodermata, Asteroidea, Forcipulatida, Asteriidae. The coding region runs from base 679 to 1053 and encodes 124 amino acids.
ACUAAAGAUGAUGCUAGAUCCCAAUGCAGCCGUAUAGUAGUAGCACCGCUGCCGUCUUUUAUUUCUUCAUUCUAGCCUUCAACGUGAUUCAGGGUUGAUGACCUAUCUCCAUACAGCAAACCCUACAUGCUAUGACGAUGUGUGCAAGCAUUACCUAUGAUAGAGACAGAUAAUACAGUGUGACUACUAGAGAUCAUCAACAUUGAAGCUUGCAGAUAGAUGGAGCAUUUGAUGCCAUCCUACUACAGACACAUCUGCUAAUUCAUUGGGACUUGUGUGGCGAUGUGUUUUCACUGUUAAUAACGGAGGAGCUAUACAUCAUUAGUUGGCUCACAGACGAGGGUCGCCAUGGGUUACAUCACAGCUCCUCUCCAUGGUGUUUAAGAUAACUCAAGUUUAACAUCUGCCAAUUUCUCUCUCUCUCUCUAAACUAUGGCUGUAGAGUUGUUUUGAAAAAUGCUUCAUUGUUGACAGUAGGUUGCACUUCAAGUUGCUCUUUAAAAAGAAGAGAUGUUUUUGAAUCGAAACUGGUCGAUAUGGCAGAUGCUCUCACAACAGUAAACUGACAUUUUAACAACGGCGUAAAUUUUCUGUAGGCUCAGCGCAACUUCUCUGUUGAUUUGCUGCAUUGUACAAAGACGGAGACGUCGUCGAUGCCUGUCAUCAUCCAAGGAUACAAUGGCCGAGCACAAUGAUAAAUUUGAUCGGCAGACUUCGCCGUCGCCCCGGCCGCUCUUCCGACGGGUUCUUGCCCUGGUCACCCCACGCAGCUCACAUCUAGGUGUGUCCAUGGACGGGUUGGGCGAUCUGUCGCCCGAUAUGAGACCCCGGGCUGCGUCGUCACCCGCUUCGGCCUGGUCGGGACACGUCCCAAAGAUACGGGUGACUCGCUCGGGGGAGAAUUCACCGACGGAAGGGAGGAGUCCGAGAUCGUCUCCGCUCAGCUCGCCUGACUCGGAACGGGGCAAGGGUUUUGGUAAAGGGGCCAAGCCAAAAGCCUUCAAGUAUUUCCAAAGUCGUCUGAAAAGUUCCAGGGAAAAAGCUGGUAGGUAA